Molecule: messenger RNA, 1380 nt
Organism: Dioscorea cayenensis subsp. rotundata (Guinea yam)
Lineage: Eukaryota; Viridiplantae; Streptophyta; Magnoliopsida; Dioscoreales; Dioscoreaceae
Product: autophagy-related protein 3-like
Exons: 10
Coding region: 167-1114 (315 amino acids)
Biological process (GO): autophagosome assembly; autophagy of mitochondrion; nucleophagy
Cellular component (GO): cytoplasmic ubiquitin ligase complex; cytosol
Molecular function (GO): Atg8-family ligase activity
Source: RefSeq, a predicted model, not a curated record
UCGCUUCGCUCCCCAAAAGAGCUUUCUUUUAAGAAGCGAAGAGAUUGAGAGAAGAAGCUCUUUUCCCCUUUGAAGCCCGAGAUCGAAGUCUCUCUUUCCCCCAUUGAAGCCCGAGAUCGAAGAGAUCGAAGAGAUCGGAGCCUGAAUCGAUCAUUGAUCAUCGAUCAUGGUGCUGAGGCAGAGGCUCCACGACGCGUUCAAGGAGACAGUGGAGCGGAUGACGGGCCCCCGCAUGGUAUCGGCUUUCAAGGAGAAAGGGGUUCUUAGCGUCCACGAGUUCGUCAAGGCCGGCGAUAAUCUUGUGUCCAAGUGUCCUACUUGGUCUUGGGAAGCGGGAGAACCCAGUAAAAGGAAAUCCUUUUUGCCUGCUGACAAGCAAUACCUCAUCACCCGGAACGUGCCUUGCCUAAGGAGGGCAUAUGCGGUGGAAGAGGAGUACGAGGCAGCAGGAGGGGAGGUUCUUCUUGAUAAUGAAGAUAAUGAUGGAUGGCUUGCGACGCAUGGGAAACCAAAAGAAACCAAGAAUGAGGAGGAAGAUGAUUUGCCUUCGAUGGAAACACUAGAGAUCAGUAAAGGUAGAGCAAUUCAGUCUAUACCCUCAUACUUUGGUGGUGAGGAGGAUGAUGACAUACCUGACAUGGCUGACUUUGAUGAUUCUGGGAACUUAGUUGAACCAGAUGAUCCGGCUACCCUCCGGAAUCAAUAUUUUGUUGCGCAUGAACCAGAGGAUGAAAAUAUUCUUCGAACACGAACAUACGAUGUUAGCAUCACGUAUGAUAAAUACUACCAAACUCCACGGGUAUGGCUCACUGGAUAUGAUGAGGUUAGAUGCCUUUACAACCCUGAACUUGUCCUCGAAGAUGUUAGCCAAGAUCAUGCUCAUAAAACAGUGACCAUUGAGGAUCAUCCUCAUUUGCCUGGGAAGCAUGCGUCUGUACAUCCAUGCCGGCAUGGAGCUGUGAUGAAAAAGAUCAUUGAUGUUUUAAUGUCACGUGGAGUUGAACCUGAAGUUGACAAGUACCUUUUCUUGUUCCUGAAAUUUAUGGCCUCAGUGAUUCCAACUAUUGAAUAUGAUUACACUAUGGAUUUUGACCUUGGAAGUUCAAGCAGCUAAUAACAGCAGGCAUUGCAAGGUUGAAGAAUUACAGAAACAGUUGGUAUUUAAAAGCAAGAGUAUACAUUGUACAUGAAAAUAAUUUAUUGUAAAUACAGAUACUUAUCUGGAUUAUGGUUUUCUUCUUUUAAUGAUGUGCUUAUAAUCUGUGCAUGAUAAUCAACUACGCUGAAUAGGAAGAUGAAGCUUCCUUUCAAAUUAAUAUCCAUGGUUUGCUCUAAAUUAGUCAAUAAUUAUUGUCUUUAAUUAGGGUUUUAUUUGCUUCA